CACGACUCGCUCAAUCAUGGCCGUUACUGAAGCAAGUUUCGGAGGUGCUUCCUCGAAGGAAAAACACAAGAGCAUCUUUUCUUUUCUUACCUUGUUAUGCUGCAUUCAAAAUAGUUUGGCAAGAAUGAAGAGCAAGACACCCCCACCGCCUCAGCGGCAGCUUAUGAUCAAAACCAAGGCUUGUCAACGGUGAGGAACUGAUUUUGUCUGGGAUGUUGAGGUUGCUGCCAAUCGUGUGUGAGACAAAAACUGAUGCGUGCGUUAAAACCAAGAGGUCGCAUUGGUGGUGGGAGGCUACGCAAUCUUAUGCAUUGGCGGCAAGCGAAUAGUUGCCGCAUCGGCAAUGGUCACAUUCCUAUUUAAACUUAAAACACAUUUUCAAAGUGCGGCGUCGCUCUCCCACUCGCGCUCUAUCUCACCCUUCUAUUGGUUUUUGCCCUGUGGUCUACCUUUGCUCGCUUCUUGAAGUCUGUCAAAAGAAGUCAAAUAUUAUCAACAAGAGGUUGUCGAAAAUGAGUCAAAAUUGAACGAAAUGAAAGAACAGAACAAAAAUCCCUAUGAUAUCAAGAAAUUCGAAGAGGUUCUGGGAGAAAGUCACAUGAUGAUACCAGAUAGCAAGAACCGUUUGGAACAGGCCUUAUUUGAUCUGGCUUCGUACGUCGAUUCGGCAGAGGUCAAAGAGUUAGCUACCGAACUUGCAGCAGACGAAUGGUUUUUAAAAGCUAGGGAAUUAUUGCAGAAGGAGGGUUUGUCUGUAGGGGGAGAUAACAACUUUAGUGAGGACAUUGUCGAAGAAACCGAUGUCAGCGGACUACAGGAAGGCGAAGCAUUUUGAAAUGCAUUGGAAACGUUUUAUAUACAUUGCAGGA
This is a messenger RNA of Pseudo-nitzschia multistriata, 869 nucleotides long. Lineage: Eukaryota; Bacillariophyta; Bacillariophyceae; Bacillariales; Bacillariaceae. The record is from the annotation of a GenBank genome assembly.